Messenger RNA from Tetrahymena thermophila SB210, 1158 nucleotides. RefSeq lists its product as hypothetical. The transcript is spliced from 7 exons. The record is from RefSeq and is a predicted model, not a curated record. Lineage: Eukaryota; Ciliophora; Oligohymenophorea; Hymenostomatida; Tetrahymenidae.
AUGAAAGUUUUGUUUUUAUAAAGCAAAGCAAGCAAAAAUAUAUAUUUACUGAAAAGAAGAUUGAUUGAUAUUUAUAAAGUUAUUUAGUUAGUUAAUUAAUUCAUAUCAACUAAAUAAUUAAUUAGUUGUAAGUAAGGUCUUAUCAAAUAAAAUUAAGCAAUACCAUUAUAUAUUUUAGAAAUCAAGCAAUUAAUGACAUCACGCAGUUAAGAUAGAGAUUAAAUGAUGGCUACUUUGAGACAAUAGGCCCUUGAAGAUGCAGAAAAAUUUGCAGAUAAACAAAGAUUUGCACUUUUUUCAUAACCUCCAUCUCUCGCAACUGGAGAUGAUAAAUAAUAUGAAAUGAAAUUGCAUCCAAGAGACGAAACAGGAAAACCAGUAACUUUACCCAAGAAUGUAUAAGCAGGAGCACCAAAAUAAGGAAAAGUUAAAGAUUCUUAUUUUUCAGUUUUAGGAUUUACCACAAUAGGUGAUCCUUUUGUUGAUCCUGAUUCAAUUAGAAGACAAUAUGAACUUGAAAAAAAAAAAUUAGUCACUUAAGAAGCUGUUUUUAAGCCUGCAUCUGGAUACAAGACAAUAAUCAACUCUUCCUAUAAAAAUGAGCCAGAAUAUGUCCAUAAAGAAAAGAAUUAUCUUGAUUCUGAAGGAAAGGUAAUAACUGCUCCAAGAAAUAUAACUACAAAUCCCAAAAAUGGACCUUUAUAAAAACAUGCUCCAUAUAUUCCAGAUCCUUACGAGCGUUAGAGAGAGCUACGUAUAAAGGAAAUGGAAGAACAUAAAAAGAAACUUGCUGAGAAAUAAGCUUUCAGGACAACUCACCAUGGUGGUGGUGCUUUUAACACAGGUCGUAAAGUUUUUGGAGAGGAAGGAAUUGAUAUCAAAAAAAGACCAUAAACUGUGACAAAAUAUAAUAUAAUUAAACAUGAAAAUCCUUUUAAGCCAUCUAACCCUGCAAAAAAAGGAUUUAACGGAACUAUUUCUAAAUUCCCUGAAUAUAAACCAGACCCAUUAAAACCUUUAAAAAGAGUAGAUAAACCUAAGGAUAAAGAUCCAUUUAAACCUAAACAUUGCGGCAACUUAACUAGACCUACUCCUACAAUUACCUGCAACGCAAUAAAUAUAAGAAAAGAUAUCAUGAAUGGCAGAGUUUAUUUUUGA